AUGGAGCUCUCACGAACAGAGUAUCCAACUCUUCUGGCUUCGCUGCAACCAGAGCAAGCCAUAACAGUCCUCAACGAUCGCGUCGCCGUCAUCUCAAAGAUCAAUGACGAUAUCGCCGACUGGCUCUACGAACGGCGCAAGGUCGAAGAAGCAUAUGUCGCAGGAUUACGGAAGCUUGCGCGUAGGCCACAACAAGUUGGAGCAACCACCCUUGGGAUUUUCCAGAUGCCAUGGCAGCGCAUUGUUUCCGGUACCGAAAACCUCGCUGCGUCGCAUGAGACUCUUGCGGCCAAGAUCGAAAGUGAUGUCGAGAAUCCUCUGAGAAAUUUCGCCUCCCGAAACCGAGAAAUGCAGGCUCUUGUCUCAACCCAGGGGAAUCUGAACGCAAUCGCCAAAGAGCUGGUUAAUGCCCAGAAAAAGGCCUCAAAGGGUGGCAGGAGGGCUGACAAUGCAUCGUCCGCGGCUGAGGAUGCGGCGCGUCAAUGGGAGACUCAGGCGCCCUACGUUUUCGAGCAGCUUCAGGCGCUGGAUGAGACGAGAAUCAACCACCUGAGGGACGUACUCACACAGUUUCAGACCCAUGAGGUGGACGCGAUUGAAAAGAACAGACUUAGUGCGGAGUCCUGCCUGAAUGCGCUCCUCAACAUCGAGACUGCCGACGAGAUCAAGACCUUUGCGGCGAAGAACAGUGAAGGACGUGCUUUGAGAAGACACAGCUCGGCAACAGCAAGUGCAAGACCUGCCAGUUCUCAAAAUCGGGUUCCACCAACUCCACCUCCGCCCCGACAUGCGGACGACAGACACACCCAGCGUUCAAACUCCGCUGCCGGCCAGGAUACAUUGACCCCUCUGCCUGAAACACCCCACAAAGAAAAGCAUAGACUGGGCGGUCUCAAGCGUCUGGGCACAGUCAUGGGUAGAAGAAAGAGCGUGGUGCCUCCAGCGCCUCCCCAGUCGCAUUCGACAGAGGAAAAGCGACGGACCAGGUCCUUUGCUCCCUUCAGACGGGGUGAUUCUUCUCGGAGCUUCCAAGAUUUGGAGGAGACCGGAGAGGAUCUGAUCCCAAGCAUAUCGCGAGAUGACCGACCGACAUCUUCUAUAUCGCAUGAUAGGCAUCAUGCGUUCCCGACGCCGACGGAGCGGGAGGCUCCUCUUGCCAUUCCGAACGGUGUCACAGCAUCCCAAGCCCCUCUGGAGUCGAAUGCGGAACUUGCUCCCACUCAGCCUGCUUUGCUCGAUACAGGGGGUUCAUCGCAGACACAAGCCCCGCCAUUCCAUUCCUGGGGAGAACAGCCACGCUCCCCAAGCAGUGCAGCACCGGAGUCUCCUUUUGCAGGCGCUGCUGCUGACGAGUCGUCACGGAAUUUCAUGAUCCGCGACAAGCCAAUACAGGAAGACGAGAGCGAAGCCCAGCUCGCCAUGAAUAACAUGGCCAACCAGCUACGGACUCAAGCGCAAAACUCGGGCCUUAAUCGGGUCCAAGGAAGUACGAGAGGGCGGCGAGAUGUUAGAAACACCAUGUAUGUCCCGAGUCAGGCGGAACCUUUUGGAGCAUCGGCUUCUGCUCCGCGGCCGCGUCCAGCAGUCUCUAUUCCAGCCGGGUCGGGUUCGAGUGAUAAUGUGCUUGCCUCGCCCAUACAACGACCACUAGCCCCAGGCAUUGUGCAUGAAGAUCAUGGCCUGGGCUCUGAUACGACAUCCAUCCAUUCUUCUCGAAGUCUUGUUGGUCCAAGUCAACACGUCGACCUCCAUGAACCGGGCCUUAACGCCUCAGUCGUCGAAACAGUGCAUUCGUGGUUCACCGAAACUGGCAUCACCAAAUCUUUUGUGCUCGGAGAGGUGGCUUUUGCCUACAACGGUUCAGCGUCUUCCGACAGUGACCACGAGAUCGUGCGACUACUGCAUUUUGAACGGCUAGACAAAAUCGCUGCGAAUCCCAUCUUCCUGACCCAAGUCAAAUCCACUGGGGAGUCCAUGGCAGAGGAACAAGCCGGUUCAUACACUUUGACGACACAACCGAUUCGGAGACCAACCCCCAUGAUUGGCCUGAAAUAUCAGCUGCACAUCGACGAGAGCAAUCUUGGACGAUACAGCCCUGUACUAGUAACGCCAGCCUGGCAGAUCGUCGAAGGUCAGGUCAGUGUCAUUGUUCUGUACAGUCUCAACCCGGUCUUCGGCAGCGAGCCGUUGAGCCUCAAGAAUGUGACUAUCAGUGUCCACCUGGAUACUUCGGGAGAAGGGACCGGCAAAGCGGCUUCGGCAAUGAUGGCACCAACGCAAGGCGCCACGUUCCGUCGCAAGUUGUCGGCGGUGGUAUGGCGGUUCAAUGAGCUCACUGUCAAACCUGGACAAGAGAGGCUGUUGGUCAGAUUCAUCACACAGGGCGGCAUGCCUAAGAAGGGCAGUGUCGAAUUGAAAUUCGAGAUUCCAGGCCGGACAGCGAGCGAGAUCGGCGUCGAGAAGCUGGUCGCCGGUGGAGACAGCAAAGAUAAAGACACCGACACCGAUCCGUUCGCCGAUGAUAUCGGGGACAGCAGCGCCCGAGGCAGCGCGGAGGAGAAGAGAUGGGAGGUCAUCCCGACGCAUCUAAAGUUGGUCAGUGGACGAUACACUGCCAGCUAA
Messenger RNA from Capronia coronata CBS 617.96, 2622 nucleotides. RefSeq lists its product as uncharacterized. NCBI's taxonomy places the organism in Eukaryota, Fungi, Ascomycota, Eurotiomycetes, Chaetothyriales, Herpotrichiellaceae. Gene Ontology annotation, biological process: septin cytoskeleton organization. The transcript has 5 exons. The record is from RefSeq and is a predicted model, not a curated record. Gene Ontology annotation, cellular component: plasma membrane; cytoplasm; endocytic vesicle. The coding region runs from base 1 to 2622 and encodes 873 amino acids.